Molecule: messenger RNA, 3254 nt
Organism: Caenorhabditis angaria
Lineage: Eukaryota; Metazoa; Nematoda; Chromadorea; Rhabditida; Rhabditidae
Source: the annotation of a GenBank genome assembly
AUGGGAAAAAGUGAAGAAGAUGAAGAAUAUGAUUAUGACAAGGAUUUAGCACCAUCUACAUCGGAUUCAGAAGAGGAUUCCGAAGAAAAUGAGCCAAAACGCAAAAAAUCACGAAUUUCACAAUCAUCCGCCUCAACUUCCUUAUCCCAGAAACUUUGCGAUGACAACAACACAAAAACCUACGAAAAUCGUCUGGAUUUGAAUGAAAAAGGUGAACUUAUCACAAUUAUCAACAAGAAAACCAAAAAAUCGUGGAAAAUCGACGAGAAUUGUUGGAAUCGGUUGUAUGAUUAUCAAAAAACUGGUGUUCAAUGGUUUCAAAAUCAUUUCGAGAACAAGGUCGGCGGAAUUUUAGCGGAUGAAAUGGGAUUAGGAAAAACGAUUCAAACUAUUGUAUUUUUACGAUCCAUCCAGGAAACCGGGGACAAUUAUGCUUCGUUGGGGUUGGUUUUUCUCCUGGCUCAAAAUUGUAUAAUUUUUAUCAGAAAAUAUGUCUAAAACUUCAAAUUUUUCCAGAUGUCGUGGCCUUGGAAGAUCCCUUAUAAUUUGCCCAGCCUCUGUAAUGAAACAAUGGAUCGACGAGCUCAACAAAUGGUUUCCAAAAUGCCGUGUUUUCGUCCUUCAUGCCACCAGUUCAACAGGCCAAAAUUCUCAAGAGCUCUUCGAGAAACUGGCAAAUCGCAAAAAAGAAUAUCCCUUUGGUUGUGUAGUUAUCUCAACUUAUUCAAUGUAUGUCAAAAAUUGCGCGGUUCUCAACAAAAUCGUCUGGCACACUGUGUUCCUCGACGAAGGUCAUAAAAUCAAGAAUAAUCAGACGAAAAAUUGCAUCGCCAUUAAAAAAAUCAUCACACCCUAUCGAUUUGUGCUCACUGGUUCACCUAUUCAAAAUAACUUGGGGGAACUCUGGACAAUUAUGGAUUUCGUUUUUCCGGGAAAACUUGGAGCUUUUGAACUGUUUUCGGAAAGGAUUGCGCGGAAAAUUCAUGAGGGAUCGUUUUUGAAUGCGACUAGUCAGAUGAAGGAGAAUGCUUACCAGUGUGCAUUGAUUCUGCAGUAAGGUUUUUGGCGGGAAAAUGUUGAAUUUUGAGCUAGAAACCUUGAAAAUUGAAUUGUAGGUCAUUUUUUGGCCUAGAAUUUUUAUCUGAAAACCUAGAAAUAUGGCCUAGUUCCAAAUGUGGACUAGAAAUCCACAAGGAGAAUUCUAGCUCAAAAUUUACGAAAUAAACUCCCCAUGUUUUGCAUUGCAAAAUUUUCAGAGAAGCCGUCAAACCCUACAUUCUGCGUCGCCUAAAAUCCGAUGCCGAAUUAAAUUUGCAACUCCCCGAAAAAAAUGAGCAAAUCCUCUUCUGCAAUUUGUCCAGCAAACAACGAAAAGCCUAUGAGAAAUAUUUGCGAUCCGAGGAGGUUCAGAACAUUUUUCUGGGAAAAUUGGACGGUUUUGUGGGCUUGACGAAAAUGUUUCAUAUUUGUAAUCAUCCUGCGAUUUAUAAUAGUGAGUUUUUUCAAAUGUUUACUUUUUUGUGUGGAAAAAUUGACCAAAAAUUGGAUAAAAAUGGCCUAAUAUUAGCCUAGAUUCUCCCUGAUUUUUCCAGGACCUGAAAACGGCCCAAUCGAAUUCGGCUCAUCAAAAGAUUCGGGAAAACUCGUUGUCUUGCUGAAGCUUCUCAAAACCUGGAAAAAUGAGCCAAACGCCUCCAACAAGAUUCUAAUCUUCACCCAAAAAACGUCAGUCAUUCAAAUGUUGGAGCAUUUUUUCGACAAAAAUCAAUACAAAUAUUGCACAAUGUCCGGAAGCACACCGAUUGCACAAAGACAUGGAUUGGUGGAGAAAUUUGGGCAAGAUGAAGAGGUUUUUAUAUUUUUGCUCACGACGAAAGUUGGAGGGGUGGGGCUGAAUUUGACGGCGGCGAAUAAGGUGAGAAAUUUUGCGAGGGGGAAUUUGAAAUUUUGACCAAUUUUAAUCCUAGGAAGUAGUUUUUUUGGCUGUAAACUUGGUUUUGGAUUAUUCUCAUCUCAAAAUUUCAGAUUUUUGCCUGAAAAUUAUCCAAAAAGCCUCUGAAAACGUUAAUUUCACAAAGAUAUCCGAAAAUUCUAAAUUUCUGGGAGAAAAAUAUUUGAAAAUUCAAUUUUACUUGAAAAUACCCAAGAAAAUGAUGAAUUUUUGCUGAACAAUGGUUAAAAAUCGCAAUCUCAACAGAAAUUUCCUCAAAAAUUCAAUUUUCCAGAUAGUAAUCUUCGACCCUGACUGGAAUCCAACCACCGACGAUCAAGCCAAAGAACGCGCGUGGCGAAUCGGUCAAAAUCGUGACGUCACAAUUUAUCGAUUGAUUUGUAGUGGAACCAUUGAGGAGAAGGCCUACAUGCGACAAAUUCACAAACAAACAAUCGCGGCGAAAAUUUUGAAAAACGCGGAGACCAAAGAAGUUAUUCCGAAAGAGCAUUUGAGGGAUUUGUUCAGAUUGGCUCCGAAACAUUUGAAAGGAACUGAAGCUGGAAUUUAUCUGAAAGGCGAGACGAUGCCCAGGUUUAAAAAGGAAUCUGAAAAUCGGGAAAAUUCUAGCGGAGAUAAGAAGAGGAAACGUGUAAAAUCCAAGGAUUUGAGCGAAUUUGAGGACCAGAAAACACUAAAGAAGCUUUUCGAAGGAGAUAUGCUAAAUUGUAUUAUUUCCCAUGAGAAGGCGGUGAAAAAUGAGCAGGAUAAAAUGAUUUUGCGACUCAAUGCACGGCAGACUGCGCUGGAAGCCGCGCGGUUUUUGAUACAUGCGGAAGGACGGAAGAAUUGGGAGACAACGUUUGCGGAAAGUUUGGGAAAGGGAGCGAAAAAUGGGAAGAAGGAAGAGAAGAAAAAGAAAAACUCGUUUUGGGAUGCAGUGCACACGAAUUUGAAGCAGAAUGAUGGGAGCAAGGAGGUGAGAUUUUAAGGGGACCACAAACACGGCCUAGAAAUUCAUUCUUGGAGUUCUAGACCAUCAAUUAAAAUCUGGUAAAAUAACCUAACAUAAAUUUUCCAAAAAAAAAAUACGGUAACCCCACAUGUUUUUUUGCAGCUCGACGAAAAUGUGAAACAAGCCAAAAACCUGCGUUUCGCCUUCAUCAAACACGGUCGAAAAUUGACGGCCGAACAAAUCGAUCAAUAUUUUCAACCGGAUAAACUCGGCGGAAUCGAUUCGUAUUUUUUCAAAGAAAUGCUGGCAACAAUUUCAAAAUAUGAUGCGAAUGAAAAAGUUUUCAAACUCAAGCCGAAAUUCAGAUAG